This is a messenger RNA of Nannospalax galili (Upper Galilee mountains blind mole rat), 402 nucleotides long. RefSeq names its product solute carrier family 51 beta subunit (gene Slc51b). Gene Ontology annotation, cellular component: plasma membrane. The record is from RefSeq and is a predicted model, not a curated record. Lineage: Eukaryota; Metazoa; Chordata; Mammalia; Rodentia; Spalacidae. Gene Ontology annotation, molecular function: transmembrane transporter activity; protein heterodimerization activity. The transcript is spliced from 3 exons. The coding region runs from base 1 to 402 and encodes 133 amino acids. Gene Ontology annotation, biological process: bile acid and bile salt transport.
AUGGAGCACAGUGAGGUGGUUGAUGCCCCGGCUGGCUCUGAGGUGCCCCAGGAACUGCUGGAAGAAAUGAUUUGGUUUUUUCGUGUAGAAGAUGCGACUCCUUGGAAUUAUUCCAUCCUCGCUCUUGCAAUGGUGGUAGUCAUGAUAAGCAUGUUCCUCCUGAGAAGGAGCAUCCUGGCAAACAGAAACCGAAAGAUGCAAUCACAAGACAAAGAAACACCAGAAGCCAUGCAUCUGGAUGAAGCCAAAACCAAAGAAAAAGAUAGUCUGAGCAACCUAAGAGAGAUGCUGAUUCCAGAGGAGCCAACCAUGGCCCCUGUGGAAACUGAGAUGAAUGAGAAAGAUAUACCACUGGUCUUCCUUCCGGUCUUCCUUCCUGAACCACAGGAAACCGACAGCUAG